UCGGUUAAUGGAACGAUCGUCAACGCUAGCGAGAAUCGACGGCGGCGACCCGAGACGUUUGCGACGAUACGACGAUCGAAAAGUCCGAGGUUCUCAGUGAUGUGGUAUCGUGUCGAGUGAUGAAGCGAGAAACGAACAGCGAAGACGUCCGGAAGAGCGAGAGAAGCGAUGCGAAAGACAGAGCAAUGUACACGCAUCGAUGGAAGAAGAGACACGGAAUGCGACACUACACCUCACUCAACAACGGCGUACGACAAACUGAGGCCGACUUGGAUUCAACGCGGCUCAGCGGGAUGAAGGGGCAGCCGACCGACCGCAAGGUGGGGAAACCAUCGAAUCACCCAUGGUGGGGAGCGCCAUCGCAGGUACGGACAUCGCGCUCGAAGCGCCACCUCCCUCCAUCGAGCGCGACCGAACUGUUCUGUGUACAGACUCUAUCUACGUUUCUGAGACGAGUCUCUAUAUGGAAAUUAACCCUAUUUCAUAGGAAAUGUCUCAUAUUUAAUGACGAUAUGAUCAAAGAUAAUUUUCUUUUGUUUUAUAUUUCAAUACUAUAGUCUCGUACACAACGCAU
Odontomachus brunneus is the source of this 574-nucleotide messenger RNA. RefSeq lists its product as uncharacterized. The transcript is spliced from 2 exons. NCBI's taxonomy places the organism in Eukaryota, Metazoa, Arthropoda, Insecta, Hymenoptera, Formicidae. The coding region runs from base 120 to 557 and encodes 145 amino acids. The record is from RefSeq and is a predicted model, not a curated record.